AUUGGACCAAACAGAGCCUUAGGGCAGCGCUUUACUAACGCAAGUUACCCAUUUAUUUAAUUUACCUUUUCGCUACCUCUACGUUCGGAAAUUCUGAAUACUCCAGAAAAUGGCCGCGCUCUGAAUUUCUCUCGAUCUGCCCUGAUUUCUCGAAAAUUCUCCUCCACCAAGUUCCGUAUCCGAGCGAAUUAUACGAAAAAUGGCAAAAGGCACAAGAGGCAGACGCGGAAUAGCCUCGCGCCAGUGCAGGCCAACGCCGUACCCCGCGAGACCCCACCACAAGAAGCGCGUCCCUCACCACACGAAAUCAGUAAAGAAGGACUGGGAAGACGCCACGUGUUCGGUCUGCAUGGAGUUCCCCCACAACGCCGUCCUCCUCCUCUGCUCGUCCCACGACAAGGGAUGCCGGCCUUACAUGUGCGGCACGAGCUCCCGCUACUCCAACUGCCUCGACCAAUACCACAAAAAGGCCUCUGCCAAGGUGUCAUCAUCAGCAGUCUCGGGACCCACGGAGCUUAUCUGCCCUCUCUGCCGUGGCCAGGUCAAGGGCUGGACUGUGGUGGAGCGCGCUCGAGAGCACCUGAACGCCAAGCGCAGAAGCUGCAUGGUGGACGGGUGCUUGUUCGUGGGGACGUUUAAGGAGCUGAGGAAGCACGUGAGGGCCCAGCACCCGUGCGCGAGGCCAAGGGAAGUGGACCCGGCUAUGGAGCAGAGGUGGAGGAGGUUCGAGAGGGAAAGGGAGAGGGAGGAUGUGAUGAGCACUAUUCGUUCGUCGAACCCUGGGGCGGUUUUUUUCGGGGAUUAUGUGAUUGAAGGGGGGGAUGAUGAUGAGGAUGAGGAUGAGGGAGUUUUUGGGGAGGAUGAUGAUUAUAGGGGUGGUGGGGCAGGGAUUGACCGGAAUUUGAUGUCGGUUUUUUUGUUUCUGCAGGCGUUUGGGUCGGGGGCGAGGCGCGGGAAUGAGUUUGAAGAAUCGGAUAGUGAUGAAGGUGGAGAUGAGUUGGCGGGAAGGAUGUCUCUCUCGUCUUUCCCUAUUCUUUUCAAGGAAAUCAUAUUCCGAAGUGAAUGA
This is a messenger RNA of Striga asiatica, 1066 nucleotides long. The record is from the annotation of a GenBank genome assembly. Lineage: Eukaryota; Viridiplantae; Streptophyta; Magnoliopsida; Lamiales; Orobanchaceae.